Messenger RNA from Anopheles maculipalpis, 498 nucleotides. RefSeq lists its product as uncharacterized. The coding region runs from base 1 to 498 and encodes 165 amino acids. The transcript is spliced from 2 exons. The record is from RefSeq and is a predicted model, not a curated record. Lineage: Eukaryota; Metazoa; Arthropoda; Insecta; Diptera; Culicidae.
AUGAAGAUUGUGUCGGUUGUGCUUGUACUUAUGCUGUUCGGUACGGUCUGUAGCAGCUAUGCCAUCGACUGUAUGGAUGUUUGGGAUGAAGAAAGUAUUGCGGAAAUGAUCGAGGACGAUAGACAGUACGAGGAAUCGCUCAAAGCUGGACACGAUCACCACGAGGAAGAUGACGAUGACGAUGAGCAUCCUGUAGACAAUGAGGAUGCAAUUCUGGGAGACACAGAUGAAGACGAUGAAGAUGGUGGAGACCAUCAGGCACACGAGCAUCACGGAUCGCAUGUACGACAUGGGGCAUCAGAGCAUCGACACAAGCGCGAAUCUCCAGUGGACGACCAACCCGGUGUACAAGGAGAAGCAAUCAACGAGGAACCAUCCGACCUGGAGACCGCUGAAACGCAUCUCUUCCGGCCAGUCUUUCGAUACAAAUCUCAGUACGCGGAAAGACGACGAGUGAGAACAUCGAAUGGAGGUGUCAAUUUUGUUCCUUCGCAAUAG